Molecule: messenger RNA, 1434 nt
Organism: Spodoptera exigua (beet armyworm)
Lineage: Eukaryota; Metazoa; Arthropoda; Insecta; Lepidoptera; Noctuidae
Source: the annotation of a GenBank genome assembly
AAACCUACCAGUUUAGUUAAAAUAAAACCAAGAAACGGGAGGCAAUCUCAAAUACUUGUUUCUGUUCUUAGAGAAUGCCAAUGCACCUGAGCUGGUAAUAAAAGCGCCACAGCCACUGCUUGAUCUUAUAUACAAUCCUCGAGAUCCACACCUUAUAAUCGGCGGAAUGAUGAAUGGACAGGUUGGUCAUAGUUUAGGAAACAUAGCUAAUCAUUUAAAAUAUUGGUAUUUCUAGUGUUUAUUUGAGUUUGUAGGUUGGGUGGUGGGAUACAAGGAAAGGUGGGGAUCCCGCUGGAGUUUGCCCACCUCACGUUGCCCAUCGUGACAUAGCCCGAAAUGUGCUUUUUAUAAAUUCCAAAAUCGGAGCUGAAUUUUUCUCAUCAUCACCGGAUGGUGUUGUUAAAUGGCAAGUAUAAAGUUUAGUACCACCAACCAAUCAAUAAAGAAAAUCUAUUACAUCAGUUUUCGGUUUCUAGGUGGGAUACACGAAAUAUGAGUGAGCCGACAGACUCAAUGAUCAUCGAUAUUGUAAAAGCUGUAACUGAUACGCCGUCCAUUGAUAACGCCAUUGGGAUAUCAGCACUUGAAUAUGAGCCAACGAUACCAACGCGGUAAACAAUGAAAAUCCAUGGUGAUAUAAUAUUCAUAAAAAUGUCGUAACACACCAUAAUAAAACAAGUCUUAAUUUCGUAAUUUGUCUAGGUUUAUGGUUGGGACAGAAACUGGUUUAGUAAUUGGAGGUAAUCGAAAAGGAAAAAAUGCUGUAGAAAAACUUCCCACUAAGUACGAAGCACACUUUGGUCCUGUGUACGCCUUGCAAAGGAACCCGACAUUUGUCAAAAACUUUCUAACAGUUGGGGAUUGGACUGCUCGUGUUUGGAGCGAAGACUGUCGAGAAUCUGCUAUCCUGUGGACAUAUUCACAUCGAACGAAACUCACUGAUGGUGCAUGGAAUCCUAUCAGAUUUUCAUUGAUGCUUGUCACACAGUGGGAUGGAUGCCUCUCUUGUUGGGAUUUGCUAAGAAGAAGAAGCGCCCCGUUGGUAACAGCACAGCUUUGUGAUGAGCCCUUACUCCGUCUGCGGCCACACGAAGGAGGUUUACUAGUAGCAUGCGGCAGUAGUAAAGGAACUGUUUACUUAGCUGAAUUAUCAGAAAAUCUUGGUACAGCAGACAAAAAUGAUAAACAAUUACUGACACACGUUUUAGAUCGUGAAAACAAAAGAGAACGUAUAUUAGAAGCUCGGAUGCGAGAACUGAGAUUGAAAAUGCGUCAAGGUGGUAACGUUAACGAGCCGGCCGUGGAAAGUGACCCAUCGAUGAACGAUAGAGAUUUGGAGGAGGCCACCACAGAGUAUAUGCAGACUAUUAACGACUUACAAGCACAGCAGAAAACAGAGGGCUAGUUUAUACAACCAAAAUGUAAUAUCACGCC